AUGGAAGCCUUUGCAAGAUCUUCCACAACGUUGUUUGCAAAGGCUAAUACUAACAAGCGUCCAUCGCCUGUAAAAGCUCUUCUGAGUCAAUCUGGCAUUUGCUUUGUAAGGGUUGGGAAUUCAAAUGCAAAUGUUCUUCAUCAUACUUCUUUGCUUAGGCACAAAGCUAUUCGAUCGGUUGCCUCAUCUGAAACAAGGGUGUUAAGGAACCCAGACUCAGCCGGAAUUGGGAUCGAACCAGCAGCGCCAUCAAAAACCGUUAAUGUCCAAUUCCAAUUACACAAGAAGUGCCGCUUCGGUGAUAAUUUUCUCUUAGUAGGGAAUGAACCUAUCAUUGGACAGUGGAACCCUUCAAGUGCUAUACCCCUUAACUGGUCAGAUGGAAACAUUUGGACAGUUGACCUGGACAUACCAAUUGACAGAGCAAUCCAGUUCAAGUUUAUACUAAAGAAAAGCACAGGAGAUCUGUUGUGGCAACCUGGUCCAGACCGAAUUCUUCACACCUGGGAUACCAACAGCAGUAUAACCAUAGCCGAAGACUGGAAAAAUGCGAAACUUCAGAAAUUAACUGAAAAGAAAAUUGUCAGUCGAAACGAGACGCUACUUACAAACCAGGCUUAUAGCAUACCAACUUAUAGCAACAAGAAUGAGUUUGCUUUCAAAGAGAGGGCGUUUGGUUCUGAAAAGGGAACUCUGCUUCAGGAAAGCCAAGCAGUUUGCAUUGCAGACGACGGUGUUUGCAUCAUGACAAGACCAGCAUCCUUAGGAAGCAUGGAUGAAGAUGAAUACUGUGAAGUUGAAUAUUAUGACGAUGAAUAUUACGAUGAUGACUGUGAAUAUGAAGAUAGAUAUGAAGACGAAGACAUCAUGUUUACUUAUGAAGGAGGCCGUGUUCUCGUGCCUGGUUUAGUACAAGGGGUAACUGGAAAAACCAUUGAUAUCAGUGCUGAUGGCUCGAUUGUGAUUGAUGCGAGAGGGGAACACAAUUCUUAA
Molecule: messenger RNA, 993 nt
Organism: Rosa chinensis
Lineage: Eukaryota; Viridiplantae; Streptophyta; Magnoliopsida; Rosales; Rosaceae
Product: phosphoglucan, water dikinase, chloroplastic-like
Exons: 4
Coding region: 1-993 (330 amino acids)
Cellular component (GO): membrane
Molecular function (GO): starch binding
Source: RefSeq, a predicted model, not a curated record